GAAAGGGGGCUCAGGAGGGUAAGAGGAAUGCGUAGGGUCAUAUUGGUCCCGCGAACUAUCGGGGGCGUAGCGAGGUCAGGGGAGCCGCACGCCUGGCCCCUCGCUUCCCCGGCGACCACUCACGGCGGCAUUCUAAUAUGGCUUCCUCGAUUUUUCCGCUAUAGAUCGACGCUCUUGGGUAAGCUUCUGAAAUUCCUUUACAUCUGGUCGGUAGCAAGGAGGAAGAGAGAGAGGGAUACCGGGAGGGGAGGGAGUCUGCGCUGAAGAGGUGCGGGAAGCGGCCUAGCCGGCCUAGUCCUCUACGCAACGGGGCACGACGACGCUCAUCUCAAAGGAUUCACUCCGCUUCACGCGCUUCGCUCUCAUUAACUUGUGUGACACGCCGGAGCGGGACGCGGCUCACACCCACACACGGACGGGGAGGAGCGCCACAGACCACAGGACGUCUGAGGGAUGGCGGUGGCGAGAGAAUGGUGACUGUGGUGGUUAGCGGUGCACUGCGGAACUCAGCGAAAAGUGAGGGGCAGAGAGAGGCACACAAGGACGGACCAGCGGCGAGGACAGCAGCGGUAGAGCACGGCGGGCGGGCGGACAGAUGGGUGAGGUCCGCAAGAACAAGGUUGGCCCACGGUCGUCUCAUGGACAGGAUAGUGGCGGCGUGCGGCGGGGACCAACGUCACCCAUCCGCCCGCCGCCCACCCUCCGGCGCUCCUCGCUCAUCAGCUUUGAGGGCGACGAUGAAAACAGUCGAGUGGAGGUGAAGACGGGCUGUUGCGGGCUGGACCCCACAACAGGGCGCGGAAAGCAGAUCCACCUGUUGCAGAUCUUGCUUCUGCCAUUCAUCCCCAUCCUGGCGCUCAUCAUCCAGAACUCCAUCAACAUGGUGACCGUGCUCGAGUACCAGUACGACAUGCAGGAGACCAUCGACCAGGUCCAGAUCAGCACGGGUCUGGGAAACGUGACGGAGGCCCUGCAAUCCGAGAGGGCCGAGAUCGCCUUUUACCUCUUCACGAACGACUCGGUCAUCCGCGGGAACCUCACGGAACACUUCAAGUACACAAACAUGCUCCUGGAUGAACUCAUUUGGCCGGUGUUUCGUCAGGAGCAUGAACUCUUCAACAACAAGAUUCUGUUCCGCAUCCGCCUGGAUGACUUCCGUGACAAGAUCACCAAGUUUGACACCCCGUCGGUGGAGGCCGGCAUCGCUUUCUACAACAAAGCCAACUACAUCUUUCUCGAUCAGCUGACGAGCGAGAUCAACGAGAAGGACGCGGCGGGAGUGUGGCGGCCGCUGCUCGCCUACAAGAACAUCAUCCGGGCCAUCGAGCACCUGGGCAUCUCCAUGGUGUUCGGGCUUCAGUACUUUGGCCGCGGAGCUCUCAACCAGAAGAGCUACAUCGCCUUUGUCACCAACGACGCCCUCGGCUACGACUUCCUCAACACGAGCCAAAACUUCGAAUUCUGGAUCACCGACAGGUACAAGAACCUACAGAAGAGCUACCCUUGGUACUCCAACAUCACGCGGCGUCGUCUGGAGGUCUUGGGGCGCACAAAGAUCGAACCGGACUUCGACAAGGCCACCGAAUACUUUUACGCCAUGCUGGGCUACCUGGACGCCCUGCAGAAGAUCCAGUACGAGAUAAGACACGUGAUCGAACGCACACUGGUCUCGGAGAUGAAUGCGUCGAACAGCCACGUGGUGAUCGGCAUAGCGCUGCUCUGCGUCGUGCUCCUCAUUUCACCCGUCAUCAUCCUGCUCGUGCGGAUGAUGACACGCACGCUGCAGGCCUUCUCAGACACGCUAAUCCAUAAAACACACGAACUGGCCUACGAGCAGAAAAGGUCCGACACGCUGCUCUAUCAGAUGCUGCCGCCCUCCGUCGCCCAGCAACUCAAGCAGCACAGAGACGUGUCAGCCGAAACAUACGAGUCCGUCACGAUCUACUUCUCCGACAUCGUGGGCUUCACCGAACUGUCUUCCGAGAGCACACCCAUGCAGGUGAUUUCUCUCUUGAACGCCCUCUACAAGAUGUUUGACUCCCGCAUUGAACUCUACGACGUGUACAAGAUCGAGACCAUCGGAGAGGUGUACAUGGUGGCCAGCGGCGUCCCCCAAAGGAUAGGAAAAGACCACGCCGCUGAGAUCGCCUCCAUGGCCCUCGACCUCCUGCACGGCACCGAGAAGUUUCUUAUUCCGCACAUGCCCGGCGAGCGUCUGCAGAUCCGCAUGGGCGUCCACUCGGGUCCCGUGGUGGCCGGCGUCGUGGGGACCAAGAUGCCUCGCUACUGUCUUUUCGGGGACUCCGUCAAUACCGCCUCAAGAAUGGAGUCCACAGGCUUACCUUUCAAGAUCCACAUCUCAUCGGACACGAAGAACGCGCUGGACCGAGUUGGCGGCUUCAUCGUCAACCUGCGUGGCGAGAUGGAAAUAAAGGGCAAGGGAUUCAUGCAAACCUACUGGCUGAUUGGGAAGCACGGGGUGGUGGGUGACAGACAACCCCUGGAGGAGAAACAAGAGGAGAUGGACGUGAUGGCGGAAAACCCUCACAGCGAGAAGGUCCGGCAGGCCCAACGAAAUGUAUUCACACAAAGCGGCAUGCUGGAGAUCUUCACCAAGCUUAGGUCCCUCUGCUAGGGCCCUUCACUAGGAGUAUCUCCUCUUUCACUUUAGAUUUAGUCACUUUCAGUGGGAGGUUUUACGUGAAGUGUCAUUGAGGUAAGUUAGAGAAGGAAAGCAAAGAUAGCACAAAACCUCACAGCUUUGAUGUGUGUGUGUUGAGAACUAAAAAUGCAAGUUAAAUGCGUAUGGUCAUUGUAGUAAGCCUUUUCUCUUCAUAACUUUGUAGUGCAAUUGUAUAUCAAGCCUAAAAUUAUCUGAAACAAUAUUUUUUUUUAUUAUCUAUGAUGCUUUUAGAGAAAGUAAUAUUUUCUUUGAAUAUUAGUGAACUAGAACAUGAGGUGUGUCUUGUUGUGAAAUGCAAAAUCCAAACUACUGUGUUGAAAUAAAGAAUUAAGUCAUACUAAAUAAAUCUAAAGUUACUUUGAGAAGGUGCCAUCUCUUAAAAUACUCAGUGCUGAAUGUCACAUUCAUUGCUGACAUAUUUACUGGUUAACCUCACCAAUUAAAAGGUCCAAAGCUUCGUCACUCAGUUCUGUUAACUAUUUCUUGCCCUCUCAGGACUAGAAAUAAAUUAUUCAAAUUAAUAUUCCAAAUAGCAGUUUUGAAAUAAAAAUCACCCAUAAUAGUAGUAAAUUAGCUAUGUUUGCAGUUGCCAAUGUGUAUAUGGAAUUGCAACAAUGAUUUGGUUAAAUCCAGGACUGACAUGUAUCAUAGGUAGGGGAGGGCCAUUGACAGACACCAACAACUCAACUGUCCUUUCACCUCCUGGGCAGCUUAGGAGUGCUAUCUAAUACCUAGAUGAGGCCCUUGUAGUGGCCUGUACACUUUACAAGUCUUAUGAAAAUAAAUUACUUUCUGAAGCAAAUCACAAAUUAAGCUAUAGAGGUAAAAAGUUAUUAAAUAAUGCCUUAGCUAAGCACCUUAUGAUGUCAUCUGGGUAGUUAUGAAAUAGCUACUUCUUUCACUAAAAAACUGCAAAGUGCCUAACACAAAUUUAUGACUAUAAACUUAGCAUUUUAUUAUUGAGCCAUCCAACCUUUAAAUAGAUAGUUACAUGUUAAACUGGUAAAGCUUGAAGCAUUUACUUACAAUUAUGAUAUAUCACCAGCACCAAGUCUAACCAAUUUGUUGUAUACUAAGUAGAGCAAGUAAGUGACAGGAAACCAUGACCAACAGCUAAUCACUUUAAUACCCAGAGGGUGGCAUAGCUGGUUACAGCAUGUUUAGCUGAUGCCUGGGACUUAUUCAUCCAUGAAUCAAAGGUGCUAGAUGGCUGCUGAGACAGCAAAAAAGCACUUGCAUCACAUGCUUCAGUGCAAAUGAUUGUCACACUUCACAAUCUUAAAAUGUUGACUCAACUUUUCAUAAAACUAGAGUGUAAUGAUUUAGUUUUAUUGGAAAACAUUUACAAAAAACUAUUAGCAUUUACUCAAGCUGGAAUCUGGUUACAUACCAUCAAGGUCUGAUUUGUUGCACUAUAAAACUCUAUUUCCUUCAGUAACCAAUGAACAUUGGUGCUUAUGCUCAAGAUCCCUAACUUUAAACAGAUCUAUAUUUUACAUUAAAAAUAUAUUGCAAAUUGUGGUUUAUCUUUAGGCUGAUUAACUUGUUUCAUUAUGGAGCAAAUCCAACUAUGUACACUAUAUACAACCUUAAUUAUUGUAACAUGCUACAUACAGUAGUACAGUCUCCCUCAACGAUGCUCACAACGCAAUGCAAAAAUGGGACCUCCUGCAUGUAAACAAUUCCAUAUACAUAAUAUUAACAGGUACUGGCAGAGGUCCAUCUUAUACAUUGAUAUUAUUGUUAAUGCACACAGGUAUGUGGGCAGGAAUAUAUGCACAGAUGCAAAUAUGCAUGUAUGUACUCUUACAUACACACACACACACACACACACACACACACACACACACAAAA
Molecule: messenger RNA, 4537 nt
Organism: Eriocheir sinensis (Chinese mitten crab)
Lineage: Eukaryota; Metazoa; Arthropoda; Malacostraca; Decapoda; Varunidae
Exons: 12
Coding region: 596-2635 (679 amino acids)
Biological process (GO): intracellular signal transduction; receptor guanylyl cyclase signaling pathway; cGMP biosynthetic process
Molecular function (GO): guanylate cyclase activity; peptide receptor activity
Source: RefSeq, a predicted model, not a curated record